Molecule: messenger RNA, 987 nt
Organism: Perkinsus marinus ATCC 50983
Lineage: Eukaryota; Perkinsozoa; Perkinsida; Perkinsidae
Product: thiolproteinase SmTP1, putative
Exons: 9
Coding region: 1-987 (328 amino acids)
Cellular component (GO): lysosome
Molecular function (GO): cysteine-type endopeptidase activity
Source: RefSeq, a predicted model, not a curated record
AUGGCUCAGACUAUCGCCAGAGGAUCGGGCCGAGAUGAUCAACUAGAGAAUAUCGACCAGGCCUUCCAGAACUUCACGAAAGAAUACAAUAAGAAGUAUGAAACGGACGAGCAGUACCAGGUUGCAAAGGCUGCUUUUGCAGAAAGCAUGAGAGAGAUAGAGGAAUUGAGAGCAAAUGGCGAUAUAACUCAUGAGGUCGGCCUCAAUGAAUAUGCCGAUGUACCAUCCGGAGUAUUCGAUAAAGCGUUCCAGUGCGCUACAGAUCCGCAGUUUAGAGAAAACCUGCGCUCAGUCACUUACCCACAAGACGAGAUAGAAGCUCCUCCCCCGUCGGUUGACUGGGAAGCCGCUGGUGCUUUGGCUCCAGUCAGGGAUCAAUCGACUCGGCUGAACAAAUGUGGCGCUUGUUAUGCCAUCGGCGCUACAGUCGUUUUGGAGAGCCGUUUCAAGAUACAGACCGGCAUUGCUAAAGUGGUUCCGUUCUCAGUUCAACAAAUAGUUGAUUGUAGUAGAGCCUACAAAAAUGAAGGUUGCGAUGGAGGUACCGCCAAGUGGUCAUAUCUGUACACGAAGGAUAGUGGUAUAGUGCGAGCCAGGAGCUACCCCUAUAAAGCUAAGGUUGGCGCGUGUAAGAAUUCCAUCACUAGGGAUCCAAACCUGAAGUGUCUCAAGUAUGGUGAUAUCGAUAGAAUCGUUAACGUACCAGCGGCCAACGAGGCUCUCAUGAUGCAAGCUGUAGCUACCGGGCCAGUGGCGGUUAAUCUGUAUGCUUCCGCCCCGCCAUUCAAACAUUACAAAGGCGGGAUUAUCACAGCCAAGACCUGCGGAGUGUCUACCCCGGUCCAUACGGUAACUAUCGUUGGUUACAACACUUCAUCGGAUGGAAUUCGGUAUUGGAAAAUUCUCAACUCCUGGGGGAAGUCUUGGGGAAUGAAAGGCUUCGCUUACAUCGAACGAACUGGCAACGAGCCCGGUAAGUUUCAGUGA